This is a messenger RNA of Parnassius mnemosyne (clouded apollo), 834 nucleotides long. The record is from the annotation of a GenBank genome assembly. Lineage: Eukaryota; Metazoa; Arthropoda; Insecta; Lepidoptera; Papilionidae.
AUGUCGGACGUUGAGUGGACGAAUGAUUUAGUAAUAAGACUCAUGAUGGAGUACAAAAAGCGGCCGGAGUUAUGGGACAGCUCGCACGACCUCUAUCGGGUGCAUACGGCGAAGUACGAAGCUUGGUCGGACUUGGCCAAUGUGUUCGAAUGCGACAUAGUUGAUCUCAGGAAGAAGUUGAACUCGAUUUUCGCUUCGCACCGCCGCGAAAAGGCGAAAGUACGAUGCGGCGGCCGGUCUACAUGGUUCCUUUACCCGCAUAUGAGUUUUUUGCCGACGCAUAUAGAAAACGACGAGUCAAGCCCAGCGAGCGAAAGACGGAGGCGCAUAUUAAACCUCGCCGUGGAAGAAGCAGACCAAUCUUCACCAGAAGAAGAUAACCACAUCGAUGAUGAUCCCGAAAACGAAGACCUCGAAUCUCAGGACAUCAUAAUUAAAACUGAACCGAAUGUGGAAUAUCCUAAAGCAAAAUCUAAAAGGAAUAUCAAAUAUGUCACUAGCCGGAAGCCCAGGGUCACUAAGGUAAUAAAACGUAGAUUGGUGAAAGAGGAUCAUGGCGACGAAGACAGGAAUAGAUCAAGCGAGGCUAUAAGACUUCUCAGAAGAUUAGAUCUGCUGAAGAAGAAGGAUGAAUGUGAUAGUUUCGGAGUAUAUAUCGCGAAUUCCUUGAGAAAACACGAUGAAAGGACGCAAUCAAUGAUUAAGCAAGCUAUUAAUAAUAUUUUAUUUGAACAAGAAAUGAAAAAAUACAGCACGAAUCAGUAUACGGUAGUCAUGGCGGGGGUAGACGAGAAUCCACUUAUCCUAAGUGAACCAGAUCAUAGCGAAAAAUAA